AGGCGCGUCCCGGCCCCCUUUCCCGGGUCCGCCCGAAAGCGCUCCGCCCCCCGGCUAUGUAAGGCGGUCCGGCGCGGGGUCGCGCGCUCGCUAGACUCCGUGUCCCUCCGCGCAGGCGGGCGGCCCCGGAGAGCUAGUGCCUGCGAAGACGGCGACGGCGGCGUCCCCUCCCCAUCAUGAAUAGAGGCUUCUCUCGAAAGAGCCAUACGUUCCUGCCCAAGAUCUUCUUCCGCAAGAUGUCAUCCUUAGGGGCCAAGGACAAGCCUGAGCUGCAGUUUCCCUUCCUGCAGGAUGAGGAGACGGUGGGCACGCUGCAAGAGUGCAAGACGCUCUUCAUCCUGCGUGGCCUGCCAGGGAGUGGCAAGUCCACUCUGGCCCGGGUCAUCACGGACAGGUACCGUGACAGCACCAAGACGGUGUCUGCCGACACGUACAAGAUCACCCCCGCUCGAGGCGGCUUCUCAGAGGAGUACAAGCGGCUGGACAAGGAGCUGGCUGACUGCUGCCGCCGGGACGUCCGGGUCCUUGUGCUGGACGACACCAACCAUGAGCGGGAGCGGCUGGAGCAGCUCUUUGAAAUGGCCGACCAGUACCAGUACCAGGUGCUACUGGUAGAGCCCAAGACGGCGUGGAAGCUGGACUGUGCCCAGCUCAAGGAGAAGAACCAGUGGGGGCUGUCGGUGGACGAGCUGAAGAAGCUGAAGCCCGUGCUGGAGAAGGACUUCCUGCCACUCUACUUCGGCUGGUUCCUGACCAAGAAGAGCUCUGAGACCCUCCGAAAAGCUGGCCAGGCCUUCCUGGAUGAGCUGGGGAACAACAAGGCCUUCAAGAAGGAGCGGCAACACUUUGCCUCUGGGGAUGAGCACAGGGAGAAGGUUGACCUGGUCACCUACUUUGGGAAGAGACCCCCAGGCGUGCUGCACUGCACAACCAAGUUCUGUGACUACGGGAAGGCUGCCGGGGCUGAGGAGUACGCCCAGCAGGAUGUGGUGAAGAAGUCUUACUCCAAGGCCUUCACGCUGACCAUCUCUGCCCUCUUUGUGACGCCCAAGACAACGGGAGCCCGGGUGGAGCUGAGCGAGCAGGAGCUGCCACUGUGGCCCAAUGACGUGGACAAGCUGUCUCCCUCUGACAGCCUGCCCCUGGGGAGCCGUGCUCACAUCACCCUAGGCUGCGCGGAUGACGUGGAGGCCGUGCAGACUGGCAUUGACCUCCUGGAGAUUGUACGGCAGGAGAAGGGGGGCAGCCGAGGAGAGGAGGUGGGUGAGACACCCCGGGGCAAGCUCUUCUCCUUGGGCAAUGGGCGCUGGAUGCUGAACCUGACUAAGAAUCUGAAGGUCAGGGCCAUCUUCACGGGCUACUAUGGGAAGGGCAAACCUGUGCCCACACAGGGCAGUCGCAAGGGGGGUGCCUUUCAGUCCUGCACCAUCAACUGAGUGUUCUCACCACCCCUCGGUGCCCCUCUUUUGAAGGGAAGGGGGUGCAGAAGGAAGCAUGCCCUCUGCUUGAUCUUUAAGAUUUUUUUUUUAUUCAGUUAAUCUUGUAACUUUUCAAAACUUGUAAAAUAACUGCCCCUCUUUUUCUGCCUACCCUCUUCCUGUCUAAUUCAAGCUCUCAACAGAAAGCGGAGGGGGCAGGUACCAUUCAGGAAUCUGGACCAGAGUUGAUAAGGCUGGGCUGAGCGGGGCCUGGAGCUACAGCCACAACCAUGAGCCCUGCCCAGAGCUGACUAGUGGGAGAGACCUCAGGGCUCCGCGUCCCUUCAGUCCCUUCAGCCCCUUCAGCCCCUUCAGCCCCUUCAGCCGUGGGACACUGGUGGUGGGAGUGAGAGGGGAGGACCCCUGGGCUUUGAUCCUAUUUCUUAAUCGGUGUAGCCUCAGGAAGACUGAGGCUGCCCAUCAGGGUAGAAAAGGGGUUAACCUUUUAAGUGCCUGUCCCUUCCUUCCUCACACUGUAACUAGGUAACAGUUGGAUAGCUAGGAAAGAAAACAGAUCAGUAAAGGAGAGAGGAUGGCUGCUGGCCUCACCCCAGGAAGGGGAUGGGGUGGCCACCCUUCCUAGUGGUGUGGCUCUGCUAUAUGAUGGGAGACCGAGGCCAGAGACAGUGCGUGGUGGGGAAGCUCCAGCCUUGCAGUCUGCCCAGCCCAUCUUGCCUCCUUGGUGCCUCUGGAGGCCUCUGUGCCUCCUCUAAAGGGGGCUGGUGGGUACCAAGAGCCAGUGGAGUGGACUCCUGGCUGGUAAGGGCUAAGCCCCACCCAGUGCUAUUGGGAAGGAGGUUUUAACACUGCUACAUGGGCUCUGGUUCCUGGGGUGCCCUCCACUACCCUCUGCUCAGUAACAGAGCCUUGCUAAUUAGGUUGUCACUUGACAGAAGUGCUUGGGAUUUGAGUUACCCAUCCUGGCUUUGCCCAACCUCAGUAACUUGUAAUACUGAUAAUGAAAUAAAUCGUGUUAAUCCUA
This is a messenger RNA of Eptesicus fuscus (big brown bat), 2460 nucleotides long. RefSeq names its product 2',3'-cyclic nucleotide 3' phosphodiesterase (gene CNP). Bases 177 to 1436 code for a protein of 419 amino acids. NCBI's taxonomy places the organism in Eukaryota, Metazoa, Chordata, Mammalia, Chiroptera, Vespertilionidae. The transcript has 4 exons. Gene Ontology annotation, biological process: cyclic nucleotide catabolic process. The record is from RefSeq and is a predicted model, not a curated record. Gene Ontology annotation, molecular function: 2',3'-cyclic-nucleotide 3'-phosphodiesterase activity. Gene Ontology annotation, cellular component: membrane; cytoplasm.